AGCAUGGCCUGCUUGCAGACGAGAGUGCCUGUGCUUAGGAUGAGUAUGACUAUUCUGAUGGUUUCACUGACUCUUGGAAAAGGAUUGGAUAUAAAGCAGCCUGGCCACUGCAGGGCCGUUUGCAGUAAUUAUGGCAAACCUGACUGCAUAACGCUAAACCAGGGUGAAGUGGAUUUUAAAACAGCUGAAGAGGCCUGCCAUGACAGGAAAGGAGAACUUCUGCAGUUGUGCUCUAAGAGUGAUAAGAGGUUGUUUGACAUUCUGAGCCAGGAAUUGUUUGGGAACUACUGGAUUGGGCUGCAUUUACCAGCUGGUGCCUGCAGCAACCUCUCAGCUCCACUGAGAGGCUAUAAGUGGAUAUCUGGCAGACCGGGCAUCACCUUUCUUCCAUCCUGGAAUAAAAACAUUCAACUCUGCUCUCCACACUGCGUAUCACUUUCAAGUGAUGAAAAAUGGACAGAGAGACCGUGCUCAGAUAAAGCUGAUGGGUUUCUGUGCAAAGUUGAGCUCCAAGAUGCAUGCCGUGGACAAGAAGUAUCGCAUUCAACCCUUUUUCAAAGCUAUAAAGGCUGUUCAUCUGGACCAUGUGAGCAGAACUGUGAGGAUUUUAAGGGGGGUUACACAUGCUCUUGUUUUGAACAAUAUAUACCAGACAACCAAGACCCCAGGCAGUGCAAACCACACUGUGCACAAAAGAGAUGCCCUAGUAUACAAGAGGCUGGCUAUGACAUAUGUCCUGAAGGCUUUCUAAAGGUUGACGGUAACUUUUGUGAGGACCCUAAUGAAGGUCCAGUCACAACUCCUCCCGUUGUAGCGUUUGUCAAACCACCCAUCAGCAACAAUACACUAAAGGCUUCUUCUGUUCCUGGAGUACGCGUUCUGUGGAUUUGCAUUGUGGUCAUUGUUGUUGUCAUUGCAUCCAUUUUUGUCACUAGGUUUUGUGUAGUUAAGCGUUACAGGCAAAGAGAAAAUUCGAAUCGCAACAACGUUGUGACUUAAUUAUUGCCCCAAAAUGACAGAGUCCUCUGGCUCUUUGUUCUUUAUCGCAGACUUGGGUAUUCUGUGUUGUCUCCUAGUUAUUUAAUGGUACACUCAUGAACCUAAAAGUGUGGUCCACACCACUGGGAACAGAAAACGCUAAAUGUUUAAAUGGCUUAACAAGUCAAAGUAGCUCUAACCUACACCUCCAAUUACUGACUGGCCUCCAACUAUUAGCUCCAGUCAUAUUUUCUUCCUCAGAAGCCUGACCAGCAGGCUGAGCCUAUGGUCAUUAAUCAUGCUUUAAUUUGUGUGUUUUUAGUCAAAAAGGAUUGUAAGUUAGAUGAACAACUGGCCAGAUGUAUAGAUGAAUGUAAAGAAUUCCAAAUGUUUCACAUCUCAUUUUUCCUUUUGGAAAACAAGAAAAGUGAGAACUACAUUUUGACACAUUUUAACAGCUAUUAUUUUAGGAGGUUUACACCUUUAUUUUAUUACAUAAUUUCCGAGUUUAUAUGAAUGAAACCCAA
Pelmatolapia mariae (spotted tilapia) is the source of this 1505-nucleotide messenger RNA. Its product is annotated as thrombomodulin. Lineage: Eukaryota; Metazoa; Chordata; Actinopteri; Cichliformes; Cichlidae. Gene Ontology annotation, biological process: cell migration. The record is from RefSeq and is a predicted model, not a curated record. Gene Ontology annotation, molecular function: extracellular matrix binding; extracellular matrix protein binding. Bases 4 to 999 code for a protein of 331 amino acids. The transcript has a single exon. Gene Ontology annotation, cellular component: external side of plasma membrane; extracellular matrix.